Parus major (Great Tit) is the source of this 6097-nucleotide messenger RNA. RefSeq names its product golgi associated, gamma adaptin ear containing, ARF binding protein 3 (gene GGA3). Lineage: Eukaryota; Metazoa; Chordata; Aves; Passeriformes; Paridae. The record is from RefSeq and is a predicted model, not a curated record. Gene Ontology annotation, biological process: vesicle-mediated transport; intracellular protein transport. Gene Ontology annotation, molecular function: small GTPase binding; phosphatidylinositol binding; ubiquitin binding. The coding region runs from base 1921 to 3969 and encodes 682 amino acids. The transcript has 17 exons. Gene Ontology annotation, cellular component: trans-Golgi network.
UCGCCUCGCUCAGCACCUGCCAGGCUGCUGCUUUUUCUUGUCCGUAAAGGGCCAUGCUUCGUGUCUGUCCCUCCCGUCUCUUCCCUUGCCUUGGCUGUGGCUGGCCGAAUGUACAGCCUGAGUGCUGUCCGUGAGAUUUAGAAUUAUGGGGUUUCCCAGAUGAAUUAUAUUCGUGUGUUACACAACUGUGGUUUUCAAGUAGGCAAAUCCUGCUUUAUGCCUGGCUGCAGUUUCAGGGUAAUUGUGGACAUCCAUUCUGUACAGGCUGGAAUAUAUCAAAACCUUUUGUCAGGAUAAGGUACCUUAAAGGUUAGAGGGGACAAACUCCCGUUGUUUGUUGAUGCCCAGCCCCUGCUGAGUGUCCUCUGCCUAUGUGUCUGUCCGUGCUGCCCAUGUCAUUUGGGUUCUGGCUGUACAGGACACAAAGAUGUGAUUCCUGAAUGAAUCAGUCAUAACUGGAAUUGUUUUUCAUAUAUUCCACACACAGGAGCCAUGCUUCACAUCAUAGCCUGUUGCCUAGAUUUUUUUUUCUUUUUUUUUUUUUUUAAUAGUUAUUUGUUUGAUUAUGGUAGCAAAUGAAGUUCCAAGUAGUCAGGCACUGGGCAAACAGCAGAAGAUAAUUAUUACCCCAAAUACCUCAGAGUGUAAAACCUGUUACCCUUGGAGCUAUGCUUUCAUAAACAAGACUAGAUAUAUCUCCUUCUUUCUCCAUAUUUUUAUAUAAAAUUCAAACAUGUACAUGCUGUCAUGGUCUGUUAUACGAGUUACUGGCUGAAAGAUGUUUUCAGCUCUUCUCAUUUUAGCUCAAUCCCUUCUGUCUCCUUACUGUUUUUGCUCCUCCUCUGAACUCCCACAAUUUGUCAGUAUCUUUUGUUGCAGCCAGUGAGACACAAGAAGGAACACCCACAUCCCUUCCUUGCAAUCUUUCUCUGAGGAGAGCUGACUCACCCAGUUCGGUUUGUGUGUGAAAAUAUCUCUAGUAGGAAGGAUAUUUUGGAUUGUAUAGCCUGGAAUGCUUCCUGACUGCUUGUUUUGUGGGGAUAUUUUUUAACUGAGGAAGUUAAGGGAGAGGUGAUGUGUCCUUUGCCAAGGGGCUAAAGGGAAGAGUUGCAAAGGCCUUACUCACUGUGAGAAGCAUUGCAGUGAGCCUGAUUGCAGAGGGGCACACAUUUUUCAAGGCUUGAGUGCUGCUCUCUGAUUCAGGAGGAUGCUUUUAUGCCAGGUCACUGCUACAGCGAUUGUUGCUAGUGUGGCUGUAUCACCCUCCCAUCGCAGGGAGCACUGAGCCUUCCAUGUCUGGGAAUUACCAUCAGAGUUGUGAGGCUGGGCAGGCAGAGCUGGUGGCUGGUGGCUUUCACCUGCCCUCCCAAGGCAUUUUUUUCUGUAAUCAUGACAAAGCUGUGGCUAAUACUAGCCUUGAGGGUGUGCCAUGCUGUACCCUUCACAGCCAACUUCCCAGCCACGGGAAGAUGGAGAAUUUCUUACUGAAAAUGUUGGACUUUUUUCCUGUCGUGGUGUGCAGCUUCCUGCUGCCCUGCCUCUGGCAUCAGGUGGAGUCACAGACCCAUGAAGUAACAUCAUCCUCGUGUCCUGCUGCUGCAGCAAGAUCUGCGCCUCAGCCUGGGAUGAUCUGGCAUCUGCAUGUCCUGCCUCAUUCCAGGCAGCUGGGAUGAGAGAAGGUGAUCCUUCCUGUCCCCUCCUGGCUGGCAGGCUCUGCUUCUGCUCUGAGCUGAAACAGAAGAAGAUAAAGCCACCAACCCAUCCAACAGGCAAGAAGACUGGGAAUACAUCAUCGGAUUCUGUGACCAGAUCAACAAGGAGCUUGAAGGGCCACAGAUAGCUGUGAGACUCUUGGCUCAUAAAAUCCAGUCACCACAGGAAUGGGAGGCAGUCCAAGCCCUGACAGUGCUGGAAGCUUGUAUGAAGAAUUGUGGGAGAAGAUUUCAUAAUGAAGUUGGGAAGUUUCGCUUUUUAAAUGAGUUAAUAAAAGUUGUGUCUCCAAAGUACCUGGGAGACCGAGUCUCAGAGAAGGUGAAGUCCAAAGUCAUUGAAUUGCUGUAUAGCUGGACUGUGGCAUUGCCAGAGGAAUCCAAAAUCAAGGAUGCCUACUACAUGCUGAAGAGACAAGGGAUUGUCAUGUGUGAUCCUGUGAUUCCUGCUGACAGAACACUGAUUCCUUCCCCACCGCCUCGUCCCAAGAACCCAGUGUUUGAUGAUGAGGAGAAAUCCAAGCUUCUAGCCAAGCUGCUGAAAAGCAAAAACCCAGAUGAUUUACAAGAGGCCAACAAACUUAUAAAAUCCAUGGUAAAAGAGGAUGAGGCUCGGAUCCAGAAAGUGACAAAGCGCAUGCACACCCUGGAGGAGGUGAACAACAAUGUGAAGCUGCUGAAUGAGAUGCUGGUUCAUUACAGCAAAGAGGACUCAUCAGAGGCUGACAGGGAGCUCAUGAAGGAGCUCUACGAAAGGUGUGAAACCAAAAGACGGACUCUGUUCAAGCUGGCCAGUGAGACAGAGGAUAAUGACAGCAGUUUGGGGGAUAUUCUGCAGGCCAGUGACAAUUUAUCACGUGUGAUAAAUUCCUAUAAAAAAAUCAUAGAGGGGCAAACAAUCAAUGGUGAAGUGGAUCUCCCUGGGAUGUCUGUAGUGGAAGGGAGUAACUCCACCAGUAAUCUCAACACCCUCAUUGACCUUGCUGGACUGGAUGUCACCAGCACGCCACCACCUCCGAUGGCACCCAGCAGCCUGGCACCAGCCCCCAGCACAGCCCCUGGCCCAGCUGAAAUCCCCAUCCUCCCUCCUCCCCCCCAGACGUUCGCACCGCUGCGCAGCAGCUCCUCUGGACAGGUGGAAGCAGCACCCGCUCAGCAGGGCAGCACAACCAACUCCCUGUCCUUGCUGGAUGAGGAGCUCCUGUGCUUGGGCCUGAAUGACCCAGCCCCUGCAGCAGGGAAGGAGACCUCAGAAAACAACCGGUGGAGCAUGUUUGAGAAUGAGCAGUUGGACCUGGAUUUCUUUAAUCCGAAGAUGGUGACUGUUGCUUGCAACCCCGCAGGGAACCCUCUUCUCCAUAACACAUCACAGACCACCUGUGGGACAUCAGCCACGCUGCCUUCUGCUUUCCCAGCCUCCCAGACUGCUCCCAGCAUCCCAGCAACAAACUCAGCACCAUUUGUAUUUCCUGCUGCAGCAGCUGCCCCUGCAGGGCCUCCUAAGACUAUUCCAGCUGCUCCUGGGUACUUCAGCUCAUCUGUGGGGAGCAACAUGUCACAUAAGAUGGAUGCAUUGGGACAACUCCUUGAAGAAGCCAAAGGGAGUGCCACCCAAGGCAUGGCAGCACCUUCAGUAUUCCCUGGGGUUACUUUGGCAACCACUGUCACCCCUGCCCCAUUAGCAGCAUCUGCAGGGCUGCCAGCCACAGCCUCUGGAGCCCCUCCAGCUCCCUUCCCAAGCAGCUGCACUGCUGGGUCAGGAAGUCCUCUCUUCCAGCCGGCAUCAUUCCAGCAGCAAGGCAGUCCCAUGAAAGCACCUGAAAUUUCUUUGGCCAAUGUCCAUGUUCCCUUGGAAUCCAUUAAACCCAGCAGUGCCCUGCCCGUGACAGCCUACGACAAGAAUGGGUUCCGGAUCCUGCUGCACUUUGCCAGGGAGUGCCCGCCAGGACGCUCGGAUGUGCUGGUCGUGGUGGUCUCCAUGCUGAACACAGCGCCGCUGCCUGUGAGGAACAUCGUGCUGCAGGCAGCUGUGCCCAAGUCUAUGAAAGUGAAGCUACAGCCACCCUCUGGCACUGAACUGUCUCCGUUCAAUCCCAUCCAGCCUCCAGCCGCCAUCACCCAGGUCAUGCUUCUGGCAAAUCCUGCAAAGGAGAAGGUGAGGCUGAGGUACAGACUGACCUUCACCCUGGGAGAUCAGCCCAGCACAGAAGUGGGCGAAGUGGAUCAGUUUCCCCCGGUAGAGCAAUGGGGGAAUCUAUGACCUUAGGACACUGCCAGAGACUCUGACAGGACCAGGGCAGGAUCCCACAGGACUGGAACUGAUGUGCCGUGGGGAGGGACACACAUGCUAUCCACUGGUGAUGUUCAGCUUUGUUUACAUGUCCUGACCACUCUGCUUGUAGCUUUAGUCCAGGAUGUUGUGCCCCACAUUUGAAGGGGCCCUGGAACACUUACGCCAAGCAUGAACUGAGAGACAGCCAGUGACAGGCAAUGCUGGCUGCUUUUACCUUGACCUCUGGGUGAAUCUGGUUCUAUCUUCCACUCUAUUAAACUUGAAGUUAUUGUAUUUUGAGGGAAGACCUGUCAGCAGAAGGGAAUUUAAUUGGCUUUUCCUGCACUGCUGUCCAGAGAUCCUGACGGGCUGUGGGGUGAUGAUGCCAUGAGCUCAGCGCAGAGCCCUGACAGAGCCCUCCCUGGGACUGUGACCUCCUUGUGCCACAUGGGCCCGUGAGCAUGCUGAGCAAUAAUGCUGCUCCAUGAGGGAAUGCUUCCUUUUUUACACUGAAAUAGCACUUAGCUCCCUUCCCCCUCUCCUGCUUCAUUCCCAAGGGCCCAUGUAAGCAGCCCCUCACUCCAUGUGUGCCAUACUGCUGUAUCUUUACUUGUUAUAUUUAUUUUAUACUGCUGGCUUCCACACAGGGACAUCCAUUUGGGGCAGCUGGGGCUGAGUUUUGUCUGCAAAUGGUUAUACUGGUUAUUUUUUUUGCCUUCAUUGCAUUCCAUAGUGUGGGGAAAAGAGGAAAUGCAUAGUGAGGAGGAAAGAGGGCUGGAGGGUAUUGGUCAGUAUUGUAGGAAGAUAGCACCUGGAGCACAGAACUGUUUACAAUCACUAGUCAGGGCCAGUGACUGAAUCCAGGGAUAAGGAGAGAUGCCUCUCAUGUCCCCUCAUGCAGGCAGUGUUACUGGUAUAGUCAAAUACUGUGUUUUAUUAAGCUGAGUACAAUGACCUACAAGAUGUAAAUAAUAGAACUGUAGAGCUUAAAACAGAACAAGCAGGCAGAGAAAGGAAGAGGCUCCCCCUGGAUGCGCUGGGUUAAUGCCCCAUUUUCUUUGUUCCUUGUAUUAAGUGGCAAAGUGUAAUUGUCCCCACAAAGGGGAAAGCAGUUUUGCUGGACAUCAGUGCUGAUCUCUUAGCUACAACCUCCUAGAAAUAAGGUUUAAAUCACCAAAACUUGGUUCCAGCAGCCCCUUCCUUCUCAGUUUCCAGUCUCAAGCAGUGCCUCAGUGAACUCUGAGAGAGUCUUGUAAAUUAAUAGGAGUUUUUAACAUCCAUUGACACAAGCACAGAGAGGUGCUUGCUCGGUCCUUGGACACUCAGCUCUGUAUUUCCAGCAGGGCUGUCAAGCAACAGCUCUUUGCAAACGUGGAGUGGGAGCAGCACAGAGAAAAGCAGUAACACAGAGGCUCCUGCCUCAUGUAGGAAAAUUCCACAGGAGAACAUGAUGCUGGAAUGGAUGGUGGCUGUAAAACCAUUGCAGCAAACACAGCUUGCAGUUAUUCAUAGCUGAAUUUUCUUUACUGUCCUGCAGAGUAAAAGUUCCUGGAGAUAAAAAACAGGGGAUUCACAAGCCUGAGGCCCUCAACAGAGGCACCAGGCAGCUGCAGGAGCCCCUGAGGGUAGAAUCCAAGGUUGUCCUAGUCUGAAGCCUGUGGAGACCUCAGCUUUGUCAGCUCCCUGAUGUAGAAGGCAGGGGAGAGGGAUGAGUUGUUUGGACCCUAAAGAAGGCUGUUUUAAAUCAAUGGACUGGGAGAUAAGGGACAGGGAGGGAAUUCUGUCUGCCUCAGAUCUGUUCUUUCCAGCACUUUAGACACAAUAGGCAUGGGAGCAGUGCCUGGGUGGUGUGUCCUGAGGAGCAGGGUCACCGUUUCCCUGCACGUGGAUCUCACUGUGACUUGGGAGGAAGGCAGGAAAGCACAGGUGCUUUCUGUGAACAGCAGCAGCCACCCAGACAUAGACACACCAUGGUCCUGCUGCUUUGGAAAUUAAACCAUGAAUGUUUCUUGUCUGUAGGGUGAGGUUUCUGCUUCAUCCCCAGCAGUCCUAUCUGUACAUACAUCUUCAAUGCGUUUGUGCUGCUGCAUGUUGAAUAAAUCAUUUUCCCUACCUG